Messenger RNA from Rangifer tarandus platyrhynchus (Svalbard reindeer), 390 nucleotides. The record is from the annotation of a GenBank genome assembly. Lineage: Eukaryota; Metazoa; Chordata; Mammalia; Artiodactyla; Cervidae.
AUGCCCGGGCAAGGCCCACUGCAGCUGGCGGCUCCAAGGACAGCAGCGCUGCCCCCUGGCUGGCUCACGCCCCCUUGGGAGUCAGGGUUCAGGGAGGCGCCCGCCCACACCCUCCUGGCUCUGGGCCCCAACUGUCUUCCUCUCUGCUUCUUUCCAGUGAAGCAGGGACCCAGAAACCAGACUUCCAUGAGCCAAAGGGCUCAAGGGCCCUCUGGGGUUGGGGGCUCUCCUGUCUUCCCCCACGCUGGGGAGCAGCAGCCUCUCAGGCCUCCACAGCCGUCCCCAAGGGCCAGCACAGCUCGGGUUUCAGCAACCCCGCUGGGAGGGAUGUGCUCUGACAGCCCGCCUCUGCAGACCCCCGCAGGCCACAUGGCCCGACUGCCCUGCUGA